Scutellospora calospora is the source of this 165-nucleotide messenger RNA. Lineage: Eukaryota; Fungi; Glomeromycota; Glomeromycetes; Diversisporales; Gigasporaceae. The record is from the annotation of a GenBank genome assembly.
GCUUUGUCAAGGUCUACAUCCUAUUCGAAUACCUUGAGCCUUUUAUAUUCAGCAACAACUGUUCUAUCAUCAAAAUCACUAUUAAUUUCACCAGAAUCAGCAUCAUCGUUAUUAGCUGCAUUAUUAAAUUCAUUGAGUUCAAAGUCUUUCAAAUACACAGAGUAA